UUGGUGGGGUUUUGAAAGCUCCAGGGGCAGCAAAGCCAGACUGAAGAAAACUAUGCCGGAUCGAAUGACACGAGUGGUGUUACCAAGCGAGAUUGAUCAGGCAUACCUUUUGGAGAAAGCUAGUUAUCCUCAUGAUGAAGCAGCAAGUCUAGAAAUUCUGAAGUACAGACAAGAUGAAGCUCCUGACCUGUUUUUGGGACAUUUUGAGGAAGAUACUCUGAUAGGGUACGUGUGUGCCAGCAGAUAUCAUGGAGAUGAGCUGACAGAGGAAUCCAUGAAAGUUCACAUUCCAGAGGGAGCAAGUGUUUGCAUUCAUUCUGUGGUUGUCUGGGAGAAAAGAAGAAGACAAGGCAUUGCUCUUCAUCUGUUGAAAGAAUUCAUCUACAGGGUAAAAGAGACCCAAUCUGGAGUUUUACGGAUACUGCUGAUAUGCCGUGCUAAGCAUAUUCCCCUGUACACACGAGCAGGGUUUGUCUUAACUGGCCCAUCCAAAGUGCAGCAUGGUCGUGGAACAUGGUUUGCCAUGGAAAUGACAAUCAAUGGAAAGGAAAAUGAAUAUUUUCAGUGAUAAAAGCUCUACACUACAGUAUUAUGUUUAAACAUUUGAAGCAGCAUUCUUUGACAAUCAUUUUAAAAAAUGUAGAUGAAAAUCAAAAUUAGGUUUCAGUUUUAAUCUUGAUUGAAUUUUAAAAGCAUUUUUUAUUAUUCACAAGCAUUAGCAAUUUUAGCAUAUGAAUUUAUGAAUUCAAAGCAGUUCCCUUGUGUAUUUAGCUUUUAAAAUCAUUUCUUUAUGCUUUAUUAAUUUAACAAAUGGACUCAGUUAGGCCAUUGAAGGGUAAAAGCUUUUUUUUUUUU
Lingula anatina is the source of this 855-nucleotide messenger RNA. RefSeq names its product serotonin N-acetyltransferase-like. NCBI's taxonomy places the organism in Eukaryota, Metazoa, Brachiopoda, Lingulata, Lingulida, Lingulidae. The record is from RefSeq and is a predicted model, not a curated record. Gene Ontology annotation, molecular function: aralkylamine N-acetyltransferase activity. Gene Ontology annotation, cellular component: cytoplasm.